Messenger RNA from Struthio camelus australis, 768 nucleotides. The record is from RefSeq and is a predicted model, not a curated record. Lineage: Eukaryota; Metazoa; Chordata; Aves; Struthioniformes; Struthionidae.
AUGAAGUUAUGGGAUGUUGUGGCUGUCUGCGUGGUGCUGCUCAACACGGUCUCCACCUCACCCCUGCCCACCGGUAAGACGCCUCCCAAGGGGCCCCCUUCAGUGGUAGAGGGGCCUGAAGACGAUCUCUCCCCCAUCAGCCUGCCGCCUCCCUAUGCUGUGCACAGUGACUCUAAUAUGCCAGAGGAUUAUCCAGAUCAGUUUGAUGAGGUAGUGGACUUUAUUCAAGCCACUAUUAAAAGACUGAGGAGGUCACCAGAUAAACAAACUCCGAUUUUUUCUAGGCGGGAGAGAAAUCGGCAAAAAGCAGCCACAAACGUAGAGAUUUCCAGCAAAAGGGAAAGGAGCCAAAGGGGUCAAAGGGGCAAAAAUCGAGGAUGUGUCUUAACAGAAAUACAUUUAAACGUGACUGACUUGGAUUUGGGAUAUGAAACCAAAGAAGAGCUAAUUUUCCGGUAUUGCAGUGGAUCUUGUGAUGCAGCCGAGACCACGUACGACAAAAUUUUAAAAAAUUUAACCAGAAAGAAAAAGCUAGUCAAUGACAAAGUGAGGCAAGCUUGUUGCAGACCCACAGCCUUUGAUGAUGACCUGUCAUUUUUGGACGAUAACUUGGUUUACCAUAUACUGAAAAAACAUUCCGCAAAAAGGUGUGGAUGUCCCAAGGAAACAUCUGCUCAGAACGGAGAAAAGAGGACCAAGGACGCAGAACAAGUGGUCAUGGGAGCCCAGUUGGGCAUGAGGCAACGUAGAAAAACGGAGGCUCUUUAA